UUCGUCGUUGUUUUUUUCCAAAUAAAUCGCCUGAUUGAGAUAAUUUGGGUGGUGUAUGGUGGUGGCGUCGCGACGCCGGACGUCGUGCGUGGUUUUUCGAAAAUUUCGCGCCGCUGUUAUCGAACGUCUCGACGGCUUACCUGAGUGUGCCGCGACGAGGGGAGGUUAUGAUAAAAUUGCCUGAUGCAGCAUGCCGGACUUCAAUAUGGCCAAGGAGCUGUCAAUUCCCACCAAUCACCGACAUUUGCUGACAUUACGCAAACAGGUGGGAAUACGACCAGCUCGCUGCGCCAAUUUCGCAAAAAGGAGGGCCUCGAGAAAAAUUCUAAUACGGACCUGAAUAAUAUUGAUACGAGUCAUAUUGCGAGGGUGCCCCCUCAUAAUCAUUACCCGGCAAGGCCUAAUGACUAUUACAGAUAUCCACAAUAUCCGGAUUAUUCGGCCCCUUAUAAGGAGAGUCCGGCCCAGGUAAAAUAUUCCGAAAUCGCCGAAACCCCCCUCCAAAAUGUAGACCACCUCCAAAAACACAAAGACAUACAUAUGGAUAUGUGCAAUUUGCAACAAAUGCCCGCCUCCCGGCAACAAAACUACGCCUCUAACCCCGCCCUCCAGUACCACCCCGAAUCUCAGUACCAACAGUACCCCCAAUUGGGCAAAUACAAUGUCCCGCCCACUCCCCAAUGUCGCAAAUACCCCACACAGGAGAACGACUUUUUGGCUAAAUUACAAAGAAUCAACCCUACAAUGGCCCGGUCAAUCAUGAGUGAUCACCACAUCCGCGAAUCACAAUCCACCUAUCCCCACCACUAUCAAAAUCAACGUUAUUACCCCACCCAUAACCCCGCCUACAACUACCAGUACAAUUAUCCGUCGUGUAAUUAUCGGACGAAUCAGAUGCCGGUAGGUGGGGCACAAUACCCCGCCCAAAAUGAUCGUAGCCUAUCACCGCGUAACCUCAUGAUGAACUAUUCCAAUUCGCAAAAAAUUUCGCCCAAUUAUGGACAAUACAACCCACCAGAGUACGCCCAACACUACCAACAUAGACGUACGGCACUCACUCAAGAAUACUACCAGCAAACAUGUCGCUCCGCCUCUUAUAUGGGCGGUCAUCAAAUCACCGAAGCCAAUGAGAAUCGAGCUGGGAGUGGCGGUUUACGUCAUUUUAUCGAAAAUUGGGCGGAAGAGGAGGGGCCGAACGAAAUUACGCCCAUUUUUAAAGAAAACGUCCGGUUGCAUAGCAACGAUACAAACAACGAGCAAGUUUUCGUUAUAAAUUCUUCCGAUUUACCGCCAUGUUUGGAAAACUUCUCAUUGGUACCAACCGAAAACGGACAAUAUAUCAUCAAGAGUGGCACUCUUGAUAAUUCAAUUGUUCGAAUUAAAGAAACGGAAAAUAGUGUCAAUCUUCAAAUUGUCGAAAAAAAUGACAGUCUACUUGAAGAAAUUGCAAAAACAAGUGAAGAUACAACAGUGCCUUAUCAAGAAAAUCAAACGAAAGACUGUGAUGAAACAACCAAAAAUAAAAGCCAAUCUGAAGAACAGCCAAAGGCGAACGAAGAAAAAGAAGAAGAAAGUGUUGAGACAAGUGUCAUUGUGGCGAACGAAGCGUCAGUCAUCAAGGAUAUGCCCUUGAUCGAUGAAGAUCACCAUGAAGAAAAAAAGGAAGAAACACCACCAAUUGAAGAAAACGACAAAGAUUUGCUUGAAGAAAGUCACGUGACUACGACCACAAAACGUACUCAAAGAAUUUUUUCCGUUGAUGAUAUCAUCGGUACUUUCCCCACACAAACCCGAAGAAAUAGUCUUCAGUUUCCUCUAAAAGGGGAGGAAGAAAGUGAAAAUAGUCCAAAUGAAGAAAAUCACUCAAAAGAGGAAGAAAAUGAAGAAGUUGAGUUGCGAGACGCUAUUUCCGUUGAAGAUAAUUGUGUUAUUUUGGAAAUAGGUGGCGCUCUUGUACAAUUGAACAUCAAUCAUGUCAAUGGAACGAAGAUAUUGAGUGUGUUACCAUUGUCCGAGUCGCUGGUUAUCGAUGUUAAUGGUAAUUAUCAAGAAGGCAUCGAAGAAGAAAUUGAAGAAGAUCUUCAGUGCCAGAACGAGGUUGUGAUAGGUGAAGAAAAUGAAGAAAAUGAGGUGUCUCUUGAAUUUAACGAAACUGAAGACGAUGAAAAGAAGCAUAAACCGCAAAAAAUGAAGAAAAAUAGUGAAGACGAGGUCAUUACAAAGAAGGCUGAGAAAGAAAAAUCGAAUCUUGAAACCGAAGAUUGUGUUAAUAAAGUGAAGAAAGUUGAAGAAAGUGUUGAGAAAGGGAAGAAAAAAGCUCCAGAAAUGAAGAAACCGGAAAAGAAAAUAUUAUGUGAAGAAGAAGAGCUUAAAAAAGUGGAACCAACUGACGACAAAAAGAAAAUCGAGGACCAAAUAGUUGAAAAAUUGAAGAAACGUGAAGAAAAAAAACACGAGAAGAACUUGGUAUGUGACGAACAAUUGAAGAAAACGGAACUAAAUGACGAAAAAAACAAGAUCGGGGACGAAGUAGUUGAAAAAUUGAAGAAACGUGAAGAGAAGAAACGGGAGAAAAACUUGUUAUGUGAAGAAGAAUUGAAGAAAACGGAACUAAAUGACGAAAAAAACAAAAUCGGGGACGAAGUAGUUGAAAAAUUGAAGAAACGUGAAGAGAAGAAACGCGAGAAAAACUUGGCAUGUGAAGAAGAAUUGAAGAAAACUUUACCAAACAACGAGAAAAAGAAAUUCGAUUACGAAGUGGUUGAAAAAUUGAAGAAACGUGAAGAGAAGAAACGCGACAAGAAGUUAUGUGAAGAAGAAUUAAAGAAAACGGAACCAAUAGAAGAAACGAAGAAAAUAGAUGAGAAAAAAUUAACUGAAGAAAAUGAGGAGAACUUGAAGAAACGUGAAGAGGAAAAUCAUGAAAAGAAGAAACGUGACGACGAUAUUAGACAAAAGAAGAAACAUGAAGACGAGAGUAAUGAGAGAAAGAAACGUGACAAGAAAUUAAGUGAAGAAAGUGAGUUGAAAAAAGUUGAAGAAAGAGAAGUCAGGAAGAAGCAUGAAGAGGGACAGGAAAAGAAGAAACGUGAUCGGAGGUCGGUAAGUGAAGAAAUGAAGAAACGUGAGAAGAAACCGAAUGUUGAGGAAGAAAGUCACAUAAAGAAAUUAAAUAACGAAGAUAUUCAGUCGAAAAAUCUUGACGAAGAUAUUGUUUUGAAGAAAAAUGGGAAGAAAGCAGUGAUUGAAAGUGAUGAUUCUGAGAGUGAAGAAAUUGUAGAUAAGAAAAUUGAGAAGCAACCAAAAUUGUGCGUUAUUGAAGAGAAAGAAGAAAAUACGAAAAAGAAGAUAAAUGAAGAAUCCCCGGUAAAAGACAAGAAAGUUGAUGAUAAAAUCCGGGAAGAGAUUCUUGAAGAAUGCGCGAGAUUGACUGAAGAAAUGCCCCAAAGUGGAGAAACUUUGAAGAAAACUGAAGAAAUCAAAGAAAUUGAAAAACCGGUCACGAAAGCAGCGAAGAAACUCUAUGUCACUGAUUCUUCCGUAAAAAAACCAAAAGAAGAAAAACAAAAAUUGUCAAAAUUGGAAGAAACCGUCAACAAGAUUAAAUCACUUAAAGAAAAAACCGCAAAAAAAGAAGAAAAGAAAAGUCCGAAAAAAGUCACUUUUAAUCUUGAAACUGAAAUUCGUGAAAUAAGUAAAGAAGAAAUCGACCGGAAGAAACUAAGUUGGGAAGAAUACAACAAGCGGAAACGAAAAGCCCCACUUGCUUCAGACGAACCAAAGAACAAGAUAAUGGAAAAUACAGUGACGUCAUCGGACGAUAUAAGCGAAACUGUUGUUGAAAAAAUCGAGAAUGUUGUGAAAACAAAAAAAUCGCCACCAAGAACGAAUAGUAAUUGGGAAGAAGACACGCCUUCUCCUCCAACCCCCACCCAGAUUUCAACAACCAAUCGCAAACUUAUAAUUGACGUCAACGAAUUCAAUAUUAAACCAAUAGAAAACGUUUGCACCCCCUCACCGGUAAGCUCCUCCCAGUUUUCGUAUCAUUCGGAGGAAGACAGUUUACAGGUGUACAAAGACGUGGUUGAUUCAAAACUAAAUUCCCUAAACAUAAAAAUCCCUAAAUUAUCAAACAAACCAAAACCGGUUGAUAAAUUCACGGUUUUGGAGCGGUUUUUGAAUAAGGCAAGCUUAAAUUUGAACGAAUUGGAAGAAGUGAAGAAAUUUAUUGAAUUGAAAAGGAAGAUAAUUGAAGAUAAAGAUAAAGAUUUGAAAUUGCAUUAUAAGAAAGUGAGAAAGAAGAAACGUUUCAGGAAUUUAUAUACUGAGGACACUUCGGAUGAUUCCGAUUCGAGUCGGAGUGAAGGAGUGGGGGAUUAUUCGGUGUAUCAAAGGGAUUCCCAGGGGGUUCCCAAAUUGAUUUUUAAACGCAAAUCAGGCUUGCCACAACCAUUUGUCAAACUAGAAAGAUCGCAAGCUGUGGAAAUGAUGGCGAAAAAACGCAAAUUAUAUUAAAAAACGGGACCAAAGGUGACUGUUCCUAUGAUAUUAGCUUUUGCACGCGUGCAAUUGUUUAUGUUUUGUGGAGGUUUAACGAUGUUGAAGUUUAAUUCGGACACAAAUUCGAUGUUUUAUCAGCUCAUACACAGUAUUAAAGUUGCCUUUUUGGAUUUUUGACAGAGAUGUAUAUAUUUUUAGACGGUUACUGUUGGAAAAUUUGAGAUAAAAUAUAUUUGCAAGAUUUAAAGAAAAACAAAUACAUUCCGUAUUUAUUUCAUAAGUUUUUGUUUGUAUAUAAUUGUUUGAGGGCAUUUCAUGUUUGUUUAUUGUUUGUAUACAUAUUUAUGUAGUUACCGGAUUUAUGCACUGAUUAGGAAUUGUAUCAAUCAAAAAUCACCAAAGUCAAUUUUUUCUAAGUGUAGAUUUUUUAUGUGAGUGCCUUAGCACCUGAUUGUUGAGUUUGCCACGCGAGAGAGCAAGUGUGGAUCUAUUUCAGCACUUAUGUUAAUAAAAAUGUUACAAAA
Messenger RNA from Tribolium madens (black flour beetle), 5024 nucleotides. RefSeq names its product trichohyalin-like. The record is from RefSeq and is a predicted model, not a curated record. The transcript is spliced from 5 exons. NCBI's taxonomy places the organism in Eukaryota, Metazoa, Arthropoda, Insecta, Coleoptera, Tenebrionidae. Bases 184 to 4515 code for a protein of 1443 amino acids.